AGGCAUCCACAUUUAUUCAAAAAGAAGUUCAUUUUAUACAGAGAGAGUACAAGUCUUAGUAUAUCAAAAAGUAUUAAUGUUUCAGUAUAAGGUGGUGGUAACCAGGAUUUUCGACUGUCCUUAAAGGCAGCAGCGGCCCAGACGUGGCCGUGGUACAGCUGCUGCGUUCAAGUGACGCAGUGUCCCGUCUGGAGGGAGGGCGAAGUUUCACUCUGCAUUGCAGCCCGAGCGCUGGCUGCCGCCGGAACACAACAAUGGCGACUCCCAGUCCGAACGGCAACUCCACGGGCUCCGGCAAUAUUCUGGGAGCCACGUCGCAUCACCUUCACCAACAGACACAGAGCAGCAGCAUGCAAGAAACCAACACCUGCUGGAGAUGUCAAAAUGAAACAGGGUUUCAGAUAAGCCUGUCCGGAGUGCCCCAAAGCAAACGUAAAGCUCUAAAGUUAAAUUUCGCCAACUCUCCAGUGAAGCCGACCUCCAGGCUUCCGCUUCAUCCCACGGCUCCAUCGUUCCAGAAUCCUCACAUAGAGCGCCUGCGGACACACAGCAUCGAGUCGUCCGGGAAGCUGAAGAUCUCCCCGGAGCAGCACUGCGACUUCACUGCGGAGGACCUGAGAGACCUCGGGGAGAUCGGCCGCGGCGCCUACGGCUCAGUCAACAAGAUGGUCCAUAAACCGACGGGCCAGAUCAUGGCAGUCAAGAGGAUUCGCUCCACUGUGGACGAGAAGGAGCAGAAGCAGCUGCUGAUGGACCUGGAUGUGGUGAUGAGGAGUAGCGACUGUGACUACAUCGUCCAGUUCUACGGCGCUCUCUUCAGAGAGGGCGACUGUUGGAUUUGCAUGGAGCUCAUGUCUACCUCAUUAGACAAAUUCUACAAAUAUGUAUAUUGCGUAUUAGAUGAUGUCAUUCCAGAGGAAAUAUUAGGCAAAAUAACAUUAGCUACCGUUAAAGCACUGAAUCACUUAAAAGAAAACUUGAAAAUAAUUCACAGAGACAUCAAACCUUCCAACAUUCUAAUGGACAGAAGGGGAAACAUCAAACUGUGUGACUUCGGCAUCAGCGGCCAGCUGGUGGAUUCCAUAGCCAAGACUAGAGAUGCAGGCUGCAGGCCUUACAUGGCACCUGAAAGGAUAGACCCCAGUGCUUCCAGACAGGGCUACGACGUCCGCUCCGACGUUUGGAGCUUGGGAAUCACCUUGUAUGAGUUAGCCACAGGAAGAUUCCCAUACCCCAAGUGGAAUAGUGUUUUUGAUCAACUGACACAAGUGGUGAAAGGAGAACCUCCACAGCUCAGCAACUCGGAGGAGAGGCAGUUCUCCCCAAAGUUCAUCAACUUCGUUAACCUAUGCCUUACAAAAGACGAGUCAAAGAGGCCAAAGUACAGGGAGCUUCUGAAACACCCGUUUAUUCUGAUGUACGAGGAGCGCUUCGUGGACGUGGCCAGCUACGUGUGUCGCAUCCUGGAUCAGAUCCCCGCCUCGCCCGUCUCUCCUAUGUACGUCGACUGAUGCCAAGAAGAGCGUUCCCAUUGGAGGAGGAGGGAGGGGUCCUUUCACGUCCAGAGUGGGGUGGUACACUAAGCUUUGUGGUGCGAUGCUUGUCAACUUAGCCUUCAGUUAUGCAGGAUCACCUGUUUGUUCACACGUUCCAAAGAACAAAGGAAUUAAAUCCAAACUUCCCAGUGCAAUGAAAUGAAAAUCACAAAAAAAAGAGAGAAACAUUUUCCAGUCAUUUUAAGAUCCCAAAAUAAUCUCUUCCACGUUAAAGCAGAGACACUUGAAGCAGCUUCUUUGUCUUAGUAAAGCGCAAUGCAUCUUUUUAUGUGACACAAAGAAUAGAGUAUACAUAUAUACAUGGAAUCUAUAUAUAUAUAGAUAUAGAUAUAUAUAUAUACUUGAACAUGUUCACCAAAAUCUACCAAAUGAAAUUGUGUGGAGCUUAUGAUGUAUGAACAAAACAGCAACCUAACGGAUUGUACGUUGUAUGCAUAUUGUCUUCGCCCAAAAUAACGACUUGUAUGGAUUAUUGCUGAUACACCUACUGUCUAAAAAUCACACACUUUCACACAUUUUGCUGUGAGCACCGUCACACACAGUCAAUGAAUGGAUAUGCAAAUGUUUCUUUUUGGAAAGCUAAUGCUAGCGUGGCUUUACUUUUUUUAAAUUUUUUUCCCCCCCAAUAUGCAAUCUGUGACGGCUUGUCUUAAAUGUUUUAUCUUCUUACACCUACUGCAGUGCUGGGCUCAGUGUGUGAGCUUUGACCUUUUUGUUUAAGUCACUUAACUAGGUAUGUACUAUUCCAGAAGAACAUUUUCAGUUAGCUAUUGAUGCUAACCGCCCAAAACAAAGUGCACACAGUCAGGUAAGCUGUUAGUUAAUGGUGGAGACACAGGAAAAAAACAGCAUGGUUGUACAAGACGCUUUACCAAAAAGAGAAGAAGUUUAUUAUAAAAGACUUUUGGGAAAGAUAAACUCAGCUAGUAUUGAAAUUAGGAGCUUUCUGUGAUGUUAAUCCUUUCUCAUAACAUGUUGCUAAAUCCUAUUUCUCCAUAAACGUUUCGUAAAGGCAAGCGCCUAACAGUUGACACAUGGUUUAAUUUUUAGGUUUGUUACAUAUAAAGCUGUUAAUCUCUGGAUCUUUGAUUGAUAUUUUUUCAAUUUGAUUAAAUAUGUGACCUGUAGUUGUUACUUUUUAUCCAAAGAAACUUGCAAAGCAUUGAAAACCAAACAUUUAACCAAAUAACUUUAAAAAAAGAACCAAAGGCCUGUUUUCUCUGAAAACAGGUUAUAUUUGCUAAUUGUACAUUGACAUGGAAUAUAUACAUUAAUAAUUUAAGCCUACCAAAAGUUGUUAGCUUACCAGUGUUGUAUAAAUUCCUUUUUUAACAUUCUUGCUUUUGACUGGCUAUCAUAAAUACCAUAAGUUACAGUUGGUUUAGACAUACUUGCUUCAUAGCUAAGUACCAGACAACGAAGAAAUUAUGUUUUCUGUUUUUAUAUAAAUGUAGUACAAAUGAAAAUAAUCCAUACUAAUAGUGCUUUUGUUUAUUUUGUCACAACUAGCUAACAAGCGGCCUAAUUAACUAGAACUUGCAUCUGGGUUAGCUAGCUGUUUACUACAGCUACUUAGGCCGCUUGUUAGCUAGCUGUUUGCUACAGCUAGUUAGGCCGCUUGUUAGCUAGCUGUUUGCUACAGCUAGUUAGGCCGCUUGUUAGCUAGCUGUAGCAAACAGCUACAUGCUAGCGUGUUUGCUAAUUUAGCAAAAAUUAUAUAGUUUCCACCUUGUUAGACCACAAACUCUGUAGCAAACAGCUAGCUGACAAGCGGCCUAAGUAGCUGUAGCAAACAGCUAGCUGACAAGCGGCCUAACUAGCUGUAGCAAACAGCUAGCUGACAAGCGGCCUAACUAGCUGUAGCAAACAGCUAGCUGACAAGCGGCCUAACUACAGCUAGUUAGGCCGCUUGUUAGCUAGCUGUAGCAAUGCUACAUUGCCUGAUGUAGCAAACAGCUAGCUGACAAGCGGCCUAAGUAGCUGUAGCAAACAGCUAGCUAACCCAGAUGCAAGUUCUAGCUAACAGAAAUUUUAGCUGACUGUUAGCUAGCUAAAGCUGUCACAUCUAACAGUUAAAUACAUUAUAAACGGAUAGUUGAUAUGUUUUGCCAAUUUAGCAAAAAUUAUAUAGUUUCCACCUUGUUAGACCACAAACUCUGUUCUAUACAUAUUAGUGCAUUUGUUAAAUUAUAGAAGGUUCUGCUUCAAAGUUACGCUCAUAAAGCUUCAUGAACAUUAUCACCAGCUGAUUUCUGAAACGGGAAGACACUUAGUUCUGUGACUAAAACAAUAAGGCAACACACACAGAGAAUCAAACCUUAGGUUAAUCCAAUGCUACAUUGCCUGAUGUAAAGUUACUUUCGGAUGUUGUUUUCACUGAUGUAAAUAGAUAUGUAUAUAGCCAUCCUCACCUGCUGUUCUUGGCAGGUUCUGCUCAGAUCUUCUAAUGCUCGUUCCUAAAACAUGGUGAUCAUGUCAGACAGGAGAGGAGAUGUGGCUUCGUACUGAGAAAUGUUACCAUAUAGACUGGUUUUUUGUUUGUUUGUUUUUUCUCCUCAACAGCCUGUCUUAGCACUGUACAGUCAAACUCACCCAUAAUGCUCACAGAUCCUCCAUGCUGCCACACACAGGCAUGCAGUAGUAACUACAGCUCUACAUGUUCUGACAGCUUCUUUCUGUCAAAUAAAAGAAAUAGACGGAACAACGGUAAAAUGCUGCUAAUCACAUGCUACCAACUUCCAUACCACAACUGUUGAGAGGAGGAAAGACUCUCCUCGCUUCGUCUCCCGCCCUUUGACCCCUCAGGUCACCCUGGAGCCUGCAUGUCCUCUGGUGAUCCAGCAUGCGUCUGGGCUGAUCCCAUCAUGCCAUUUCCUCGCCUAUCAAUUUGUUUGACCCAAACGUGUCAUAGCGUCCUAGAACAGGUCCGACUACGAAGACCCGAGAAGAGCAGUCAGACUUCAAGGAGGUAGCUUCUCAACAAAACACUUAAUGCAACACUAUAGAGGUCCAUCAUCCAAUAAAUUUAAAUGUGUAGGAAAAUAUAUGAUAAAUAAUAAUAAAAUUCUCAUUGUGUUACAUCUAGAGUGAAAUUCACUGGUUUUAUCACCAAAUAUGCUGCAGUUUCUGAGAAGCAAAUGGAUGCUGCCAUUGUGGCUCAAAUCCAAAAGGAAGUGGUAUUCUUGAUGAGGUUGAUUUAUUAUUUUGGCAGUUUAUUCUCAUCUGAGUCGCAUCUGGGGUUUUUUUUCUGUGACAUUGAGCCAAAAGAAAUGUUUUAAAUACUUUAGUGGUGCUUUAGUAGUAAGAAUGUAGAGGAUAAAACCACACCAGCACCCUUACCCUAUAUGACAUUAGAAAUGGGCUGUAUGCUCAGUUAAAUGGUUGUACAAUUCAGCUAUAGCAGUUUACAAGAUUAGUUAAAUAGUAUUAGUCUGUUGGAGUAUUACUGGUAUCGUUACAUUUGGGAUAGUCAAUGAAAAUGCAUAUGUUUGGUUUAUUAUGGGUCUCUACAGCCGUUAGCUGUGCCAUACCUCCCAUUGUGUGGGUGUACAUCGCGUCAUUUUGUUAGGAACAGUGAACGGUCUUUUCUUUUUUUUUUUUUUUUUUUUUUUUUACCUGUUCGGGAAAGCAAAACAUUACAACCACCAAAUUAAAUUCUGUCAUAAGGAGUUCUUGUCAGGUCUGUACUUUUCGUCUCCUUCCGGAAUGGCAGUAGAUGGCGCCGUUUUCCCUGCAGAUCUGCGGGGUUUAUUAUGCGUUUCCAGGAAGUUCACUUGCCACUGGUGAAUAUGAGUCUGCAGGGUACAUGUACAAAUGGCAAUUUACCAGAAUGUUCAUAUUAGAAUAUAAGAUGAUAUUAAGGGCAAUGAAUAUUAUAAGGUAUGUUUAUUGAGGGUUACAAUAAAAGUUCCCCAUGAAAAAGACUGAAAAUGUGUCUGUCUGGUUGUGUGCUGCUUACUAACACGGAUACAAAAAAGAACUGAAAAUACUUAGCUGUGAUCAUUUUUAUUGCUCUUUCAGCUGUAUACAGAAAUAAAUCCACAAUACCCUUUUUUUUUAUUUUUACAACAGACAAAAGGCAAGUUGGUGGCCAAGCAACAUGGAAGCUUCUGUCUGAUGUGUUUUUUUUGCUUUCUGGCCUUGACUAAGGAGAAUUAUUGCGAAUAAGGCCAGAUGGGUGAACAGGACUGGGAAACAUAUUUAAGACAGAAAGUGAGAACACCUUUGAAUGUGAUGGAAUCAAACCGUGUAAACCAUUAAACAUGUCCAUAGGUAAAGCGUAAAACGGUCAAAAAUGCUAAAGUCAAACCUGAUUUUACAGAGUAGAUGGAUGACCCACUAUUGGGGCAACACUUGUCAUACACAUGUUUUCACUUGCAUUUCUGUUUCGUAUUUGCGGCAGCGACAGUUCAAUGUCCGACGAGGCUAAUGCUAUAUUCUAAUUACUCUACUCUUAGUUUGAAUCUCAGGACUAACAGUUUUCAAAAAUCAGACAAUAAAGACACAUGUUCACAAAUAGAUGUCUGACUGAAUUAUUGACAUUGAAAGCCAUCAGAAAGGCAAACAAGCAAACUUUCUUACUCAGGACAGCCAUAUUGGAUAUGUUUUGGAAUUUCGGGGUUAAUACAGAUGGGGGUUUUUCCCCCCACCUUGGAACCUGAAAAUGUAUCUUACAGGAUGCACCUUGAGCCAUCGCUCUGAUUACAUUUGUUGUUAGACUUUCACGCAGCUCUGUAGUGGAAAAGAAAAGCAGUUUCAACGCCAUUUCUUCAUCCGUUCACCAAAAAUGCAUGGAGAACGUGAUUCUCGGGUCAGUUGUAACCAGAACUACGUCAAAGUGGCAAUGACCGUAGACACGGGAUGUUAUGGAUAACAAAAAUAAAUCCUGUCAGUUUCUCACCCAAAUUCAAACAUCUUAAAUAACACACUUUUACCAAAGCUGUGGCUUUGUAUUGAGUCAUACUUGUUUGAAAAAAAAAAAAAA
Xiphophorus maculatus (southern platyfish) is the source of this 6540-nucleotide messenger RNA. RefSeq names its product dual specificity mitogen-activated protein kinase kinase 4-like (gene map2k4b). The transcript is spliced from 13 exons. The record is from RefSeq and is a predicted model, not a curated record. Bases 255 to 1511 code for a protein of 418 amino acids. Gene Ontology annotation, biological process: protein phosphorylation; MAPK cascade. NCBI's taxonomy places the organism in Eukaryota, Metazoa, Chordata, Actinopteri, Cyprinodontiformes, Poeciliidae. Gene Ontology annotation, molecular function: ATP binding; JUN kinase kinase activity.